AUGAACGGCCUCCCACCACCUGCCUACGAAGCGACGGCCACAGCACACGCUCGCAGUCGGAGACUACAGCUACUAGACCUACCCCACGACCUGAUCUUGCGCAGUCUCGCCUGCUUGUCAUCGCGCACGCUUGCCGAGUCUGUCCGUCCAAGUUGCCGACUGCUCUGGCUCUUCGCUAGCCAUCUCCUCCGUCAACGCUUCGUCAGUAGCUACGCUGACAAAGUACAACCCGGUCUCUCCUCUGACCCGCUCGAUCAAGCGUACGAUGUCGGGCCAAUGCACUCUACAGAUUUGGUAGAGGCCAUCGCGAUCCCGCCACGCCAUCGAGAGACGCAGGUGCUCGAUCAGUAUGCUGUCCUCAUGGUCAGGAUCAAUGCGCUCAGGACAGAGUCUGAGCUCCACGGCGAGAGGAACUUCAAGGAGAACGAUCUGUUCAGUGUCGAUCAGCCGCGAGCGCGACUCGAGGAUCUGACGGCAGCUGCUCUUGACGAGCUUGUCGAUCCUCAGCUUGGCGAAUUGCAAGGGAGAGAUAUCAGUAUUAGGCUCAGCCGACGGGAUGCCGUCUUGACCUUGCCUGUUGGUGGUCCGGCCAAAGGCAGACGACCCGACAUCAAGCCCAAGCGCAUCGUGCAGGUCAAGUUCAGAGACAGUCGUGAUCUCGAAGGCAUCGCUGUCGAGCUCGCACAGUCACUGAUCGAUGAUCCGCCGCGACUAGGCAUGCGCACGCUGAACGGGUUGCAACGACAUGAUCGAUAUUCAUUAAUGGUAUCAUACACGCUAUACGGAAUCCCCCUCUGUCUAAGUGCAAGUGCUGUCAAUGUUGUUGUAUUGAUGUGA
Messenger RNA from Mixia osmundae IAM 14324, 837 nucleotides. RefSeq lists its product as uncharacterized. Bases 1 to 837 code for a protein of 278 amino acids. The transcript is spliced from 2 exons. NCBI's taxonomy places the organism in Eukaryota, Fungi, Basidiomycota, Mixiomycetes, Mixiales, Mixiaceae. The record is from RefSeq and is a predicted model, not a curated record.